Beta vulgaris subsp. vulgaris (sugar beet) is the source of this 1705-nucleotide messenger RNA. RefSeq names its product IQ domain-containing protein IQM6. The transcript has 8 exons. Bases 1 to 1626 code for a protein of 541 amino acids. Lineage: Eukaryota; Viridiplantae; Streptophyta; Magnoliopsida; Caryophyllales; Amaranthaceae. The record is from RefSeq and is a predicted model, not a curated record.
AUGGAAAAUAUUAAUACACCUACCAGUCCAAUACAACUUGAUUAUUACAAAGAUCAAGCCUCAUAUUCUCAAAUAUCACAUCAUAUCACUAGAAAAAAUCCAACCUCACCACUUACACCCUUAAUGAGAGAUCAUAGAGAUUUGGCUGCAGUAAAACUGCAGAAAGUCUACAAAAGUUUUAGAACAAGAAGACGACUUGCAGAUUGUGCUGUUCUUGCUGAACAAAAAUGGUGGCAGGUGCUAGACUUAGCUGAACUUAAGCAUAGCUCUAUAUCAUUUUUUGAUAUAGAGAAGCAUGAAACUGCAAUUUCACGAUGGUCUAGAGCAAGAACAAGAGCUGCUAAAGUUGGAAAAGGCUCAUCAAAGGAUGCAAAAUCAAGGAAAUUGGCCCUCCAACAUUGGCUCGAAGCUGUAGAUCCUCGGCAUCGUUAUGGCCAUAACCUACAAUUUUACUAUGUUAGGUGGCUUCAUUGUGAGAGCAAUCAACCAUUCUUUUAUUGGCUUGACAUUGGAGAUGGCAAAGAAGUCAACCUCGUUGAUAGAUGUGCAAGAUCCCGACUUCACCAGCAAUGCAUUAAGUACCUUGAUCCAGGAGAGAGGGAGGAAUAUAAAGUUAUAGUGGAGAAUGGAAGGCUCGUAUAUAAAACAAACCAAAAGGUUGUUGAUACAAUAGGAGGACCUAAAGGUACAAAAUGGAUCUUUGUUUUAAGCACAACAAAAACUUUGUAUGUGGCCCAGAAAAUCAAAGGCAGGUUUCAGCAUUCAAGUUUUUUGGCUGGAGGUGCUACUUUGUCUGCUGGCAGAUUGAUUGUUGAUGAUGGAAUUCUAAUGUCAGUUUGGCCUCACAGUGGUCAUUAUCUCCCUACAGAAGAAAAUUUUCAGGCAUUUAUAUCAUUUCUCACAGAAAAUAAUGUUGAUCUCACUUAUCUCCAGGAAGCACCACUAGACGAGGAAGAUGGAAUUGGUACAAAAACUCCCGCCUUCCCUGUAAGUCAAUUCAGAACAGAAGAACAAGAUAGUUCAGCUCAAGAUGAAAAUCAAAACCAACCAAAACCACGACAAGUUUCCAAGCUUUCAGAAGUUGCGACUUCAUCCAUAUUGCUAAAAAGAUCCAAUCUCAUACGCUCCAAGAUUGCCCGGCUAAGAAUUCCAAGCAUGAAUGAACACGCAGAAGAAGAGUUCAAGACACCACAACUACCACCUGAACCAAUAACCGAAAAUGCUGAUGCCAACGAACAACGUUUCUCGUCAGACGACGAUGGCUUUGAGACAGCCGAAGAUUCGUUACUGUCGGAGAACGAUUUCAUGUACCCUAAAGUCAACAUAUUUGAGGUGUUUGCAGAUCCCGAUUUUGAAGAGCCGAUAUCACAUGCAACGAUACUUGAGAGAAUUCACAGUCAUAAAAGAACUAGAUCUUAUCAAUUGGGUGAACAUUUACAGUUCAAAUGGACAACAGGAGCAGGGCCUAGAAUUGGGUGUGUAAGGGAUUAUCCUUCAAGGUUGCAAUUCCAAAUGUUGGAGCAAGUGCAGUUGUCUCCAAGGAGCAUGCACAAUAGCCCCUCGGGGUUAAGCCCUGGUUUGCCUAAACACUUCAUUCCAAGUAAAAGUAACCUUUGUCCUGAUUAAAUCAUUCUAUCUCACAUAUUUUUCUACUUGGAUCAGAGUUGACAUAAAGCAAUGUAUCAUUUUGGAACUUAUAAUUUAA